This is a messenger RNA of Siniperca chuatsi (mandarin fish), 3124 nucleotides long. RefSeq names its product UDP-Gal:betaGlcNAc beta 1,3-galactosyltransferase, polypeptide 4 (gene b3galt4). NCBI's taxonomy places the organism in Eukaryota, Metazoa, Chordata, Actinopteri, Centrarchiformes, Sinipercidae. The record is from RefSeq and is a predicted model, not a curated record. Gene Ontology annotation, cellular component: membrane. Gene Ontology annotation, molecular function: N-acetyl-beta-D-glucosaminide beta-(1,3)-galactosyltransferase activity. Bases 578 to 1693 code for a protein of 371 amino acids. The transcript has a single exon.
GGAUGUCCUAUGAGAUAUGUGUGUAGCCGGUAGACUGGUUUGUUCAUAGCACAGUCAUGAAAUAGCCUAUACGCAGCUUGAUUACUGGAAAACAAGUUAUCAUCGUCAGAGCAUCAUAACGAGCUUUUCCUCAUACAGUCUAUGGUUUUACCACGAGGGUGGAGUAGGCUCAUUUUUAUCAUUUGACGUGUUUUCUAAUCUAGUGACCUCAGAGUAGCUCCACGUUAUAGUAGUCAAAGGCAAAGAUAGCUCCGGGCUGCUGUCGGAUCGACCGUUUCAUUUGCGCAGCUGCAUAUCCCACUUUUGUUAAACUGACUGGGCUGCAGUAUUAACACAAGAUUACCGGAUCCUUUACCGCAACCUCGCAAACACUGGCGCUCUCCUAAGGCUGCUGCUGCUGCGGGUUCUGACAUCUGAGCAAAGGAGCAACGAGGGGAUCAAGAGCGGAUCAAGAGAGGAGGAAACGCAAUGAAAGAGUGAUUCUAGUGGAGACAAGGGAAGGGUCCCGGUGAGAAAAAGGCGAGUUGUAGCAGUUACAGUGGUCUUCAGAGCUGCGCACGGGUAGUGGAGGUUGGUCAUGGUCGGACGGGGACCAUGGGUAUGUAAACCGCGGUUUGGAAAGCGAUGGAGCAGGCCUGGCGUUCUGACUUAUCUGUGUGCGGCGAUAAUGAGCGCAGCCCUGUUGGCUCUGCUCUUUGUGGACUUCAUCGAAUCAUGGGUCACCUCCAUUAGCAUGAACAAGGUGGUGGAGCCGCACGUUGGCAUCAUCCCCCCACAGAGCGUCCCUCCCACCAGACCCGAGGAGUUCCUGCUCAUGCCCAGCCCGCUCGUGUGCCAGCGUGCCAAGCCUUACCUCAUCACCAUGGUUACCUCCGCACCUGCCAAUCAAAGGGCCCGCCAAGCCAUCCGGGACACCUGGGGAGGGGAGGUGGAGGUGAGGGGCCUGCGGGUCAUGACCCUCUUCGUGGUCGGUGUGGCGUCUGACCCUGGGCUGGCCAAGCUGCUGAUAGAGGAGGCCAGAGAGCGAGGAGACCUGAUUCAAGGGCGUUUUGUGGACACCUACUCCAACCUUACCCUGAAAACCCUGUCCAUGCUGGGCUGGGCUCGCAGGUUCUGCCCUCAGGCUAAUUUCAUAGCCAAAGUAGAUGAUGAUGUCCUGUUCAAUCCCAGCGCCCUCCUGCACUUCCUGAACAAGAGCCGCAACCCAUAUGAACAAGGAGACUUGUACCUUGGCAGGGUGCACCUCCAUGUGGCUCCGGACCGUGACCCGGAGAGCAAGCACUAUCUCCCUGCAGGGGCCUACCCUCCCUCUGUCUUCCCAGACUAUUGCAGUGGUACAGCUUAUGUUCUGUCCCGCUCUGCAUUGCUCAAAAUUUCCCUCGCAGCCUCUGCAUCACCUUUAUCCACACCUCUGCCCCCUGAAGAUGUGUUUGUUGGUCUGUGUGCCCGGACAGCUGGUGUGCUGCCCUCCCACUGCCCACUCUUCUCUGGUGGCCCAGCUGUGCCAUACGGGCGCUGCUGCUAUCAGGCCAUGGUGUCCAUCCACCACAUCCCACCCAAGGAGAUGCUGCACUACUGGGCUGACGUCCAUUUAUCACACCCCUGCUCCUGGCUGAGUCUACGUGCUUCUCUGGGGAUGUGCAAAGUCAGGGCGAUGGUCGGGUCAGCUCUGGGGCUGGAGCAGGGGUUGUGAGGGUUCAUAAGAAGGAAAACUGGACUCAUUGGGGCGGUGCCUCGCUUCAGUACUGUGAACAGCACAAGUGCUCUUCAGGCUGUGAAACUACACUGAGAAAAUGUCAGUUUAUUUUUAUAGCUUUAUUUUUUUAAACACCAUAAUGUAUUCAAAUGGAUUUUUUUUUUCAGAAAAGGUGAUGAUCAGCUGGUAGUACAAAGAAUUGUCACAGUAGGCUUUAACCCAUCCUUAGACUGUUAGCAUCCUCCAUUAUUACACGGUCACAUAGUGUAGAUGUAGAACAAAUAACAUUGGCAUGCUGAUAGUAUACAGUGAGGAAAUACAGCCGUUUUUGUGAUGAAUGCACAUUAGAACAAGUAUUUCUAUCAAAACACUGACAUCUAUACGCUGCUCCUUUCAUAUAUUUAACACCUGUGUAGUCUAUCACCAGGUACUUCAAUUGUAGAUUUUAGUCUAUUAAGAUGCCUAAAUGCAUGAUGUUCCAAACAAUAGUGCAAUAGAUGUCAAACUACAGGCUUCAUAUAUCCAGUAGGAAAGAACUUAUACAAAAAAUUAUUUAUUAGCUAAAACUUUUUAUAUUCAAAACAGAAAAAUAAUCACCUCAGUACUGGAUGUAUUCUAGGAAUGUCAAUAAUAACAACAAUAAUAAUUCUUACUUUAUUUAUAUAGCUCCUUUCAAAACAACUGUGCUUGACCAUAAAAACAAAUCGGAAAGGUUUAAAAACAAAAUCCAAAACAUAAUAUAUAAAACAAGAAAAUUACUACAAAUACCAUCAGUUAAGAAAACGCCAUAAAAUAAAAGUGAGUUUUAUGAAGAAAUUUAGACACUGAGUUUGUCUGCUUGAGAUCCCCAGGCAGCAAAAGGCCCGGUCACCUUCAGUGACAAGUUGAGAUUUAGGAAUCAUUAGUAGGGCCCUGCCGGAGGAUCUCAAGCAGCGAUCAGGCUCAUAGGGAGUUAAGCAGGUCACAGAUAUAGGCAGGAGUCUGACUAUUCAAGGCUUUAAAAACAAGCAGUAAAAUCCUAAAAUCAGUUCUAAAACUCACAGGUAACCAGUGAAGGGCAGCAUGGAUUGGUGUGAUGUGGUCGCUUCUCUUAGAAAGUGUUAAAAGCCUGACGAUAUGUGUACCUGCAGAUUAAUUGGGGAGACAGUGAGAUGUACUGUGAGAUAUCACUUGACAACGGAAAUGUAACCCUGAAACUGAUGCGAUACGCAGAUAUAAUCUCACUGAAUUGUAGCAUUUUUUUUUUUACUUUCUCUGUAAUAGUGAGAUGAAACAUUACGUAAGAUGUGAAUGACAGUUUUGUGCUGACGUGUCUGGGCUGGGUUUGGGCGGUCUUGCUCCACCCACGUAAACAGAGAAAGUCUGUGUUUACACUCAGGAAAUAUGCUUGAAUCAAAUACUGUCACCAAUAAACUACUCUGUAUCUUA